AUGGCCGCCGCAAGCAUGGACGGCUUCAGGGACUUUUUUCAGCACAUCUGGAAAGUAUACUACCCUGAAUUUGAGCGACCGACUGUCGGUGAGUCGCAGGAGAGCAAGCCAGUGAAUCCACUUCCCCCCAAAGAAAAAGUGGCCACGGAUGGAGAAGACCUGCGUGAGGAGGACGUGAAGCAGGUCGGCGUGGCCAUUGCUGAGGCCACCUACUAUGUGUCGGGCUGGACAUGGUACAUCAUUAUGAUCGUCCUAUGGCUCGCCUAUUUUAUUUAUGCGCUGGACAAUCAGAUUUUUCCCACCAUGGUGAAUACCAUCCCUGGCGGUGUGCUCAAGGGCUCCAAUACUUCGACGGGCUACACGGCCUACACGACCCAGACACUCUUUUCGGCCAUCGCCAAGUUAGUCAUCGCCAAGAUGGCCGAUAUUUUUGGUCGUUUCACUGCCUUGUGUAUCACGGUGUUCUGCUACGUCCUGGGCUUCCUGAUCAUGGCCGUGUCGCAGACACCGGCCGACUACACGGGUGGCGCGGUGUUUUAUGGCAUCGGUAAUUCAGGCGUCCAAAUGGUCAUCUGGACCGUGAUUGCCGACUUUGUGUCGGCCCGCUUCCGUCUGCUUGCGCUGGGGUAUGUCGUGCUGCCGAUCUUCAUUACCUUUGUGGUUGGCAGCAAGGUACUGGACGGCCUGAUGAGCAACCACUGGCGCUGGUUGCCGGGCAUGUUCUGCAUCCUGGUGCCUGUGGUACUCGUCCCGCUCAUGGUGAUCCUGUGGCACCUGGAACGCAAGGCGCGCAAAAACAACAUGGUGCCGGUUCAUCCGUAUCUGCGCAAGGGCUUCUUCCAUGCUUGCUGGCAGCUGUUCCUGGACACCGACCUGGUAGGCCUGCUGCUGCUCGUCGGUGGCUUUGCCAUGAUUGUCGUCCCGCUGAUUCGUGCGGGGAUGUACCUGACGACCUACUCAACCCCCUGGGUCAUCGGCUGCUUGACGGUGGGCCCCAUCAUCCUGCUAAUCAUUCUCCCCCUGUACGAGGUGUUUGUUUCGCCACGGCCCUUUUUCCGUCGUACCUGGCUCAACUCGGAUAUUGUCAUUGCGAUGAUUAUUGCCUUCCUGGACAAUAUGGUAUUCUCAGCGAGUUUCCAGGUCGCCUACUACUGGAUUCGUGUCACGUAUGGCUUUGGCAUGGACCAGGUGGGCGAGGCCAACUACUUCACCAAUGCGGACAACCUGUCACUGACGCUCUUUGGUUUCUUGGUGGGCAUCUUGAUCGCCUAUACGCGCCGCUUCAAGUAUGUGCUGGUCAUCGGAUGCUGUCUGCGGCUGCUGGGCUACGGACUGAUGGUCGGCUACCGCCACGUUGGCACAUCGAUGGUACAGGCUGUGUGGCCCCAGAUCAUUCAGGGUAUGGGCGGCGCGUUUAUGGGUGAGAUUCUGACUCUCUCUGCGCAGAUCACUGUGCGCCACCAGGACGUGAGUAUGGUGACGGCCGUCGUCCUUACCCUCUUCACCCUGGGCAACUCGGUGGGCUUGGCCGUAUACCAGAGUAUUAUUACAGACAGGCUCCCGAAGAUGCUGGCCAGGUAUGCGCCUUUCCUCACGCCGUCGCAGUUGAGCAGCUUCGCCUUGCUGCCAACGAGCGCGUUCGAUACAUUCCCACAUGGCACACGUGAGGGCACGGCCAUUUCGACAGCGUACAACGAGGCAUCGAAAGACGUCUUGUACUUCUGCAUGGCCGUCUCUGCCUUCCUUAUUGUGGUCUCCCUGUUCGUGCGUGAUUGGUACCUGCCUCGAUCGCACAAUGUGGUAAGCGACGAGCUGCCGGAGAAGAGCGCUGUAACGCUGGACCCGCUAUUCGAAGAAGACAUGGAGACGGACUCGGGGAAGGUCGGGUCACCGGAGAGUACUGGGACGCCGGAGAAGAUCGGCAAAGAGACGCAAUGA
Molecule: messenger RNA, 1938 nt
Organism: Malassezia sympodialis ATCC 42132
Lineage: Eukaryota; Fungi; Basidiomycota; Malasseziomycetes; Malasseziales; Malasseziaceae
Biological process (GO): transmembrane transport
Cellular component (GO): plasma membrane
Molecular function (GO): transmembrane transporter activity
Source: RefSeq, a predicted model, not a curated record